AAUUCCGGUUGUCUGACAAGUGUAGCUGCUUCCGCCUUUAGCCUCUUCUACUGACACACACGCGCACACGCAUACAGAGAAAUGACUGCCACCUUGCGACCUUAUCUCAAUGCGGUGCGUGCCACCCUGCAGGCCGCCCUCUGUCUGGAGAAUUUCUCCUCACAAGUGGUGGAGAGACACAACAAGCCCGAAGUGGAAGUGCGGAGUAGCAAAGAACUGCUCCUCCAGCCUGUGAUCAUCAGCCGCAAUGACAAGGAGAAGGUUCUGAUCGAGGGAUCUAUCAACUCCGUUAGAGUCAGCAUUGCCGUCAAGCAGGCAGAUGAGAUCGAGAAGAUUCUGUGCCAUAAGUUCAUGCGUUUCAUGAUGAUGAGAGCAGAGAACUUCUUCAUUCUCAGGAGGAAACCCGUGGAGGGCUAUGACAUCAGUUUUCUCAUCACCAACUUCCACACAGAGCAAAUGUACAAACACAAACUGGUGGACUUUGUCAUUCAUUUCAUGGAGGAAAUCGACAAAGAGAUCAGUGAAAUGAAACUGUCAGUCAACGCUCGGGCUCGUAUUGUUGCUGAAGAGUUCCUCAAAAAUUUCUGAAAGAGCAGAAAAUGUUCCUUUUGCAAUCUUUCGCCGUCACUUUGGAUGGACGAGACGAAACACCAUCAGCCAAGCGAAGUUAGAAAAUAUACUGUACGAUGUAGUGGCCAGUGGGGUUUUGUCCUUUCACAUUAAAAUACCCCUGUGCUCAAAAAUAUUGAUGUUUGUACAUAAUAACAAUUCACAACUUAAAGAGAUAUUUGUCAUCAGUAUUAAUGAGCACAGGAAAACAUGGAAGUUUCUCAGAUAAUUAACAUUUUUAUACACCCCUAUGUAUGCACAUUUCAUUUUGAUGACAUGAGGGCAAUCAGCCAUGUUUCUUGUUAUUUAGUUACAGAGUGGAGUUUAUUAAAGGUGGAAGUAAAAACAUGUUGGCAGUGAAGAGGAAUAAAAACAUUAUCUUUGUA
Solea senegalensis (Senegalese sole) is the source of this 995-nucleotide messenger RNA. RefSeq names its product actin-related protein 2/3 complex subunit 4-like. Bases 82 to 588 code for a protein of 168 amino acids. Gene Ontology annotation, molecular function: actin filament binding. Lineage: Eukaryota; Metazoa; Chordata; Actinopteri; Pleuronectiformes; Soleidae. Gene Ontology annotation, cellular component: Arp2/3 protein complex; actin cytoskeleton. Gene Ontology annotation, biological process: Arp2/3 complex-mediated actin nucleation; actin filament polymerization. The transcript has 6 exons. The record is from RefSeq and is a predicted model, not a curated record.